Kwoniella botswanensis is the source of this 2913-nucleotide messenger RNA. RefSeq lists its product as uncharacterized. Gene Ontology annotation, biological process: retrograde transport, endosome to Golgi. The record is from RefSeq and is a predicted model, not a curated record. The transcript has 7 exons. Gene Ontology annotation, cellular component: Golgi membrane; Ric1-Rgp1 guanyl-nucleotide exchange factor complex. NCBI's taxonomy places the organism in Eukaryota, Fungi, Basidiomycota, Tremellomycetes, Tremellales, Cryptococcaceae. The coding region runs from base 1 to 2913 and encodes 970 amino acids.
AUGUCAUCCUACUUCCCCUUCUCAUCCUCCUCAUCGUCCGUCUCCCACUCGGCCAACACCGUCAAUCUGGAUGACCCACAUCUUCAAGUGACCAUAACCCCCUCAGCAUCAGCUUACUACGCCGGAGAGACCUUCUCGGUCACUAUAACAUUCACCAAUACUCGCACACCACCCGCAGAUGCCUCUUUCCCGAGAACACCGGUGUCUGUAUCUCCUACAGCUGAUGUGAGAAGCGCUGCUUCGGCUGGAAGACAGUUACCUCCCUUUGAAUCACGAGAUGGUAUAUCUUCGAUACAGGACUUACCUACGAGGAAAGGUCAGAUAGGAUUGAAUCUACCUACCAUACCUUUGGCAUAUCAAGAUGCCAAUGCUGAAGCUGGACCAUCACGCCUCACGACACCACUAUCGAUCAAUUCGACACCCGGGCAACCAGCGACAGAUUCUGGAUUUCCUUAUAGUCCAGGAGCCAAUCCAGCUUACAGAGCACCAGGAUGGCCCGGACAGGGGACAGGACCACUUUCGCCGACUAGGGAGAAACCUAUGAACUUCAGGAGUCCAGAUGGAUGGGGUAAUAAGGAGAAUGGAAGUGCAAAACAAGCAGGUCAUAGUAGAAGAACAAGGAGUUUAGCAUUGGGUAAAGGGACGAUGAGUCCUCAGGAAUUGGUGUGGGCCCUUGGAGGUCAGCCGACACCGCCCCCAUUACCAUCUCGUCGGCCGCAGCCUGCUGCCAUUCCUUCGCAUCAUCCUCACUCACGCAAGAUAUCCAUCACAAACUUCCCUCUAUCGCCCCCAUCGGAUGGAUCCAUAAAUCAAAUUCUGUCACCACCACUACGCCCUUCCUCAACGAGUGCCGGUCCAUCGAGACCACCCCUGACGAGAGGGAACAGCUCGACAAGUUCCAUAGGUACUUCAACCGAUGACGAUACGUUUUUGUCGAACGAAGCAUUGACCAGGCAGAAAUCGCGUCCUACACCCUCACCUCUGACCCAUGGAAGAACCCCAUCGUAUCAUAACGCAUACGGAGCCUCGUUUCUUGGUUUGGGAACUCCGCCACCAGUGCCACCUCCUACCCAUCCAUAUAUCCGAGAACGCAUACCGGCGGAUAGAGGAACUACGACUGUGCUAUGGGCGUAUACGAGAUUGGUGGCCCAGUUUCAUCCUUCUAACACAUACAUACCGCCAGACCCCCUAUUACCUCUCAGAUCGAUGUUACUCCAUCAACCAGUAGGAUCAGGAUCGCUCAACCCGACUUCGUCUCUAACUCCAAGCGGUUCAAGUUCCGGUGGAUCAUCAAGAUGGCAGCUCAGCUUUGGUACAGGUGCCAUAGGCAAUUCGACUCAACCGAGUUUGACGGGUAGCUUGUUCGGAUUAGCAAAGGACCUGGUCAUGGGAGGCAGCGGUGGUAGCUUGGAGGAAGAACGGAAAAGAGUGUGGAAUAUGAAGGAUCUACCCGUAUUGGAGACGACCAGAAGUCUGUUGGGUGUAGAUGUGAAGUUGAAAGAAGGCGAAAGUAAGGAAUACGUAUACACCCUCAGAUUACCUUCUACCUUACCUCCCGCACAUCGUGGAAAGGCUUUUCGAUUUUCCUACGAUUUGAUAGUGUCACUCAAUGUAUCUUUACCGGGAGGAGGCGGACGACAGAAAUCAAAGGAUAUCAGUAUACCCAUUAGGGUAUGGUCGAAUGUCUCAGUUGGCCAGCCAUUUCGCACAUAUGAUGUUCUGCAGCCCAUCAUUCAGACGAAGGAGGAAGGCAUGGUACAAGAAGUCGAAACCGAAGUACGAGAGGGUGAACAUUCGACGCCAGUGCCCAACGGUAGUAAUGAUCGUCGCCGGCGAUCUAGCGCAUCUGACAAACAUCGAUGGGAGACCGGUGAUAACCGAGAAUCCCUUCAAGCCUAUGCUCGUCAUCUACUUGAUAUACUCGAACCUGUUUCACCACCUCUGCCAAACGGACCGUCACCAAAAUUACCUCCUCUCAGUCCUGGUAGAGUCAACGCUAGACUACCGAGAUCCCGAGUGGUCAGCCCAUCCUCGUCAAGAUUUGAUAUACCGCCAUUGAUCCCAAACGAUCAGAAUGGAACCCUGCUUGAAGGGGAUGACGAAUUGGUUGAGGAAGGUUUGGAAGCUGGGUGUGGAGAAGCAGUAGAGAUAUUAAGUCGCCAUUCACCAAAGGCCUCAUAUGAUAUUGCCAAAGACGGUGAAGUCGUGGCAGUAUUAACGUUGAUAAAGACCACUUAUCGCCUGGGAGAAACUGUACUAGGGGUGGUGACCUUCAACGAGCCAGAGACCGAGCGGAGAGUACUCAAGUUCUCUGCGUUCCUGGAAUCUCACGAAAUCAUUCCUCAACCCUUACUUCCCCCUCCUGGAAACACUCAACCGUCAUUGGGAAGGUUACAAGCUGAACAUCGAUCUUCAUACGUUGUCUCUUCGACACGAUUAGCAUUUUCCCUGGAUAUACCUUCAGACGCUACACCGGGGUUCAGUCUCGCUGCCGGUGAAGAAGACGGGAAAGGUGGAUUGGAAUGGAAAGUCAAAUUACAAUUUGUCGUUGCCGUUCCACCCACGCAUCACCACCACUCUUAUCGUCAUUCAGUAGACCACAGAAGAUCUCAAAGUGAAAAAUCUCAAUCGCCCGUCAAAAAGGGGAAAAACGAAGCUAUCAACUUGAUUUCAAAGAAUGGAAUUUCGAAUGAUCAUGAUAAUACAUUCUAUUCGGCUUCUACCACUCUUACUCCCCUGUUACAUACUACCGACCCACCAAGGAUGAACGGGUCGAUGGAUGAUAAAGAUGGAGAAAGAUCCAUGUCGAAAUGGCAAGAGAUGAAAACAGAGCUGGUAGAGUGCGAAAUCCCAGUGAAAGUCUUGGCUGGAAAUACCGCUUUCGUAGUUCGACCUUCUGUAUGGGUUAUAUGA